Molecule: messenger RNA, 1192 nt
Organism: Parasteatoda tepidariorum (common house spider)
Lineage: Eukaryota; Metazoa; Arthropoda; Arachnida; Araneae; Theridiidae
Product: clarin-3
Source: RefSeq, a predicted model, not a curated record
AAAAUACCUUUAAAAAUCUGAAUAACCCAGCCUUGAAAACCUGUUGGUAUUUUGCAGUAUUUUGCAUCUUUAUUGUGUUGUAUAUAAAAAGAAUUCCGCUUCUUUUAUCAAGUUAUUUAUCAUUAUUGAUGAAAGAAAUAUAUUAAUUACUCUCUGAAUUGAAUUUCAGUGCGUAAAAAAAAUUCGCUAAUGUGAUAUGUACUUAUAGUGAGCUUUCGUUACAUUUGUUGUCGCAUUUUUCUGAUUGAAAUUUGCGAUCUUUAAUUAAAUUUUAAACUUGCUAGGAAUUAAUAUGUUGUAGUAUAAAUUACGAAAAUGCGAGCUGAUUUAACGAAACGUGUUAUUACUUUUUGUACUUUUUUUAUUUGUUGUGGCUGUUUAGCUUUAAUAUCUGCAUCACUUGCUACACAAAAAUGGAUUGUGGCUAAACCUGUGAAAGUUGGGUUACCUCCAAGUAUUAGCAAUGCAACUGCUGGUGAUCAUACGAAAUUUCGUGGGGAUUUACAUUUUGGAUUGUUUGAAGGUUCCAAAACACUGAAUCAUGGAUUUGGUGACAGAAAAACCCAUAUAUGGGUUCAACAGGAAAUGGGCAAGAAUCCUCAACUUUUCAUUUUCAGUUUGUGGCUGUUAACUAUAAUGAGUUUGGCACUUGCUAUGCUGUUUGCAUUAGUAAGUGCCGUGUUUGCUGUCAUCAAUACUGUUGUAACUCCUGUUGAAGUCAUCACAGGUAUAGCUGGUCUAUAUCUUUGGAAUGGUCUUGGAGCAUUAUUUUCUGCUGCCAGUGUCCUAACUUGGGUUGGUCAGUAUUAUGCAAGGUUAAAGCAGAAUGUCAUGACGAAAGAGGAAAUCGAACAACAAUGGAAAUCUGAAGAUUUAGCUUGGUUUGGUUUUAGUUUUUGGUUUGCUGUAGUAUCCUGUGUUUUGUUCUUUUUAAAUAUAGUUCUCACGAGUUUAGCAGUCAGGCAGCCGUGGGAGAAAAGAAAACCAAAACUCAACAUGAGCAAAAACCCUGAGGGUGUUAUUAUGUUAUACUAAUGUUCCUUCUCAAUGAUGAACAAUGAAAUUGAAUUAAUACAUUCCAAAUGUAUACUUAGUAUAUUGAAUGUAUUCAUUUUAUAUUAAAAUAUGCACUAACUAUUUACCAUAUUUUUACUAACCCAAUGCCAAAUCAAGUAUUUUCAUGUAAUAUUUA